Camelus dromedarius (Arabian camel) is the source of this 1539-nucleotide messenger RNA. It is a transcript of the gene HRH4, whose product is annotated as histamine receptor H4. Lineage: Eukaryota; Metazoa; Chordata; Mammalia; Artiodactyla; Camelidae. Gene Ontology annotation, biological process: regulation of MAPK cascade; adenylate cyclase-inhibiting G protein-coupled acetylcholine receptor signaling pathway; G protein-coupled receptor signaling pathway, coupled to cyclic nucleotide second messenger. The coding region runs from base 76 to 1251 and encodes 391 amino acids. The transcript is spliced from 3 exons. The record is from RefSeq and is a predicted model, not a curated record. Gene Ontology annotation, molecular function: G protein-coupled serotonin receptor activity; G protein-coupled acetylcholine receptor activity; histamine receptor activity. Gene Ontology annotation, cellular component: plasma membrane; synapse; dendrite.
GACUGGGAAACACACUUGUCAGAACUGUCUUGCUGGCUUUGUUUGCUGUAUUGAGUUUCUUUAUCAUUUGAUGUGAUGUUACCUACUAAUGAUACAAAUGCUUUGCCAUUAAACAUUCGCAUUACUUUAGCAUUUUUAAUGAGCUUACUAGCUUUUGCUAUAAUGCUAGGAAAUGCUGUGGUCAUUUUAGCUUUUGUGGUGGACAAAAACCUUAGACAUCGAAGUAAUUUUUUUUUCCUUAACUUGGCCAUUUCUGACUUCUUUGUUGGUGUGAUCUCCAUUCCUUUGUACAUCCCUCACACUCUGUUUGACUGGAAAUUUGGAGAUGAAAUCUGUGCAUUUUGGCUCAUCGUCGACUAUCUUUUGUGUACAGCAUCUGUGUAUAAUAUUGUACUCAUCAGCUUUGAUCGGUAUCAGUCAGUCUCGAAUGCUGUAUCUUACAGAACUCAACACAUGGGGAUCUUGAAGAUCAUGGCACUGAUGGCAGCCAUCUGGGUGGGGGCCUUCUUAGUGCAUGGGCCAAUAAUUCUUGUUUCAGAGUCUUGGAAGGAUGAGAAGCAGGAUUGUGAACCCGGAUUCUUUUCGGAAUGGUAUGUCCUUGCCAUCACGUUAUUCUUCGAAUUCCUGGUCCCGCUAUUGUUAGUGGUUUAUUUCAACAUGUAUAUUUACUGGAGACUUUGGAAGCGUGGUAAUCUCAGUAGGUGUCAAAGCCGUUCUGGACUCACUUCUGUCUCUUCUGGUAGCUAUGGACAUUCUUUCAGGUGUGGACUGUUUUCAAGGACAUCUCUUCCUGAACUGAAAGAAGCAGCAGCAUCCCUCCAUUCCAAGGGGCCAAGAAGAAAGAGCAGUGUCUUGUUUUCCUUAAGAACCCAGAUAAAUAGUACAGUUGUUUCCAAAACGGGCUCCCUCUCCCUUUCAGAUUCUCUAGCUCCUCACCAAAGGGAACAUCUUGAACUACUCAGAGUCAGGAAGUUGGCCAAGUCACUGGCCAUUCUCUCAGGUGUUUUUGCCAUUUGCUGGGCUCCCUACUCUCUGUUCACAAUUAUUCGUUCGGUCUACCCUCUAGAUCAGCGUCCUACAACAGCUGCAACAGCUGUGUACGAGUUCACAUUUUGGCUUCAGUGGUUCAAUUCCUUUAUCAAUCCUUUUUUGUAUCCGCUGUGUCACAAGCGUUUUCAGAAGGCUUUCUUGAAAAUAUUUCAUAUGAAAAAGCAAUCCAUACUAUCACACAAUCGGUCAACGUCCUCUUAAAGAUAAUCUUCUUGCUUAUGUAAGUUUCAGUCUUACUUUCAUCUAAAUGAAUUUGAUCUGGCUUUCAUCUUUCCCUAUCCACUCUACCAAAAAAGUCCAUAAAAUCAUAAUGCUUGAAAAUUAAAAAAAAAUCAGAAGUCAGUGGAAAAUUAUUCUGGUGAAUAGUAACAGUAUAAUUAGAAAUUCAUAUUUUUGUAAACUUAUAGCCACAAAAGCACUGUAUUUUUCUUAGUCAUUACCUCUUUCUUGUCUUUUGGAUCUUAAGAUGAUGUUGUUUGUGAAAAGUCA